AUGGAGUCGUCGUCGUCGUUUGAGCAGCGGCGCCAGGAGAUUCUCGCGAAAAAGGCCAAGCUCGCCGAGCUGAAGAGGCAGCGCGAGCUGAGGCGAGAACAGGGCUCUGGCCGCCAGUCCAUGACUGCGAGCCCUCUGGGCGAAGUCUUGUCACCCACACCGCGCCGCAGCCAGGACCUUGAUCGCCGCGCCGACGUCGACAGCCUCAUCAACAACAUCCUCGGCGACCGCCGCCCUGCCUCCACACAGCCUGGCUCGCCCGCCGUGCGCGCAACACGGCCAACCUCUGUCGUCAGCGCCAGCCAGCUCAGCAGCGACAAUGAACCCGCCUCGCCCGCGCAGUCACGCAUGGUCGACGGAGAGACACAGACCAUCUCCCUUGGGCCCCUGGCCACCGUCUACGAAUCUGCCGGCGACGGCCAGGUCACCGCCGAAGCCAACACGCAGAAGGAGGUCAUCACCUACAGCAAGGGCGUGCAAGCAAGCAUAGACUGGAGCCCACCGAAAUCACGAGGCGCCGGCGGAAGCGACACAGAGCGUGACGAGAGCCCGACGCGGUCACCAAGAAGCAACAGGCUGGGCCGGAGACAGAAGGAGAAGGAUGAGGAGAUUCGCAACCAGCUCCGGAGGGAGAUCGAGGACGAGAUCAAGGCUGCACAACAAGCGCCUCAGGAUGGCACCCUCGCGAGCUCAGACAACAACUACCCGUUCAAGACACUCACCAACGAGGAGCUGACUGCAGUCGAGAACUCGGAUGAUUUUAUCGGCUUCGUAGAAAGGAGCACAAAGGUCCUGGAGCGUGCGCUCGACCAGCAGCUUGGAUACGACAUUCUGGCCGACUAUGCCCUAGACGGAAUAGACAUUGACGACGAAGACGAGGGCUACGGGGCGAAUGCAGGCAAGAAAGGCAGGCGCAUAAAAGAAGUCGCGCAGUUCUGGGACGAAAGAUGGAGCAAGAAGAGGAUGAUCUCGGACCUGGGGUUCUCUACAAAGUUCCCCGAACUCGUCCUUGCCUCUUACACAAAGAACCCCUCCGCUCCACACGACCCAGACGGUCUGAUUCAAGUAUGGAACAUGCACAUGCACGACCGCCCCGAGUACAUAUUCCACGCCCAGUCCGACAUCCUCACCGCAAAGUUCUCACCAUUCCACCCAAAUCUCAUCAUCGGCGGUGCAUAUUCAGGCCAGGUGCUACUAUGGGACACCCGCGCCAAGUCUGCUCCUGUACAGAAGACACCUCUGACUGGAUCUGGCCACACACAUCCCGUCUACUCGAUAGGCAUUGUUGGAACACAAAACGCCAACAACAUCAUCUCGUGCUCGACAGAUGGUGUAGUGUGUAGCUGGACAGUGGACAUGCUCACUCAACCGCAGGAAUUCCUCGAGCUUACCUCCCCUCCGCCAGCAAAGACAGAAGACAUGGCAGUGACGUGCGUUGCGUUCCCACAGUCAGACCCGACCUACUUCCUCGCUGGCACAGAGGAAGGCUCCAUCUACCCAUGCCACCGCUACGAUCGCGCAGGCGCGAAGGCAGGUGUCGAUGGGCGAGUCAUGUACUCCGGCCAUGCUGCGCCAGUCAUGAGCCUAGACUUCCACCCUUCAAAAGGCCAAAUCGACCUGGGCGAUCUUGUUCUGUCUUCAAGUGUGGACUGGAGCGUCAAGCUGUGGAAGGUUCGUCCUCCAGCCGCUACCGGUUCUGGAAACACUACGCUCCCGGGUUCCACUCAGCAAGUCACGCCCGUUCUUGACAUUGCGCGCGAAGAUCUCGUCUACGACGUACGUUGGUCACCAGUCAAGCCUUCCGUAUUCGCGCUCGUAGACGGUGCAGGUAGUCUUGAGGUCUGGGACAUCAACGUCGAUACGGAGGUCCCUGUCCAGUCCGUCAAGCCGAGCGAUAACAAGAGGGGCGCCUUUGCAAACAUGCCGACAGGCAUGGGCUACAUGAACCGCAGUCUAAACAAGGUUGCCUGGGAAAGCAACGAAGGUCGCCGUGUGGCUGUCGGCGGCAUGGACGGUGUCGUGACCGUAUUCGAAGUUAAUCAGGAUCUGGGUGGCGUUGAGACAAGGAACGAGGAGUGGAGCGGCGUGAAGAAGCUGGUGAAUCGAUUGGAGGGUUACGGUGAAGGUGUCAAUGGCAGGUAG
This is a messenger RNA of Ascochyta rabiei, 2142 nucleotides long. RefSeq lists its product as uncharacterized. The transcript has 3 exons. NCBI's taxonomy places the organism in Eukaryota, Fungi, Ascomycota, Dothideomycetes, Pleosporales, Didymellaceae. Gene Ontology annotation, cellular component: cytoplasmic dynein complex. Gene Ontology annotation, molecular function: dynein heavy chain binding; dynein light chain binding; hydrolase activity, hydrolyzing O-glycosyl compounds. The coding region runs from base 1 to 2142 and encodes 713 amino acids. Gene Ontology annotation, biological process: carbohydrate metabolic process; transport along microtubule. The record is from RefSeq and is a predicted model, not a curated record.